This is a messenger RNA of Suillus bovinus, 1935 nucleotides long. RefSeq lists its product as uncharacterized. Lineage: Eukaryota; Fungi; Basidiomycota; Agaricomycetes; Boletales; Suillaceae. The record is from RefSeq and is a predicted model, not a curated record. The transcript is spliced from 19 exons. Bases 1 to 1935 code for a protein of 644 amino acids.
AUGUUCCACGUAUGUGGUGCAAGAGAACGACAAGAAUACAAAAAGGUUCAUGAAAACAUCACCAUUGUCAUCGAACUUUCCGGGAAUCCAACAACUGAAACCGAGCAGUUUCACUCCUCCGAUGAAACACUGGAGCUCCGGCCUACCACUGACGAAAUCUUUCAGAAGUGUCCUCAGUUGACGCUAGGGGCUUUCAAGACUGGCGUUGGCAAGUCUUCGCUGAUCAACCACGCAUUCGGAGUAAAGAACGCGAUGGCUUCGCACGAACAGCCGGGCGAGGCCAGCAUCGAUCACGAGUUCAUCUCACCGCAAAACGACAGAUUUGUUCUUCAUGAUAGCAAAGGUUUUGAACCAGGGGAAAUAGACAACCUCAAAGUUGUCCGAGAUUUCAUUGAGCGCCGGAGAGUAAUGCCUGAUUUGAAAAAUCGGCUACACGCUGUUUGGUGGGAGCAUUAUCUUAGCGGGCGCUUACUAGAAACCGGUGUGGAGCAAUUUCUUACAUUGAUGCGCAAAGGAGAACUGGGAGGCAUUCCUAUUGUUGUCGUUUUCACUAAAUUCGGCACCCUCCUUGUUCAUGUGGAGCGAACUCUGGACAAGUCAACUAUCAAGGGUUUGGACAAUGCGGCAAUUCAAAAACGCAUAAAGGAAAGCGCGGAAGACAAGCUAAAGGAAGUCUGUAUCGCACCCCUGGAGAAAUUUGCAGGGUCCGGUAUUCCGCAUGUUACAGUUUCCACAAAUGGACACCACGAGGAGACCCUGGCCCGUUUGAUCCGAACCACGGAAGAACUCGUUUGUAAGCAUGUUGGGACCGAUGCGUCGGUGACGACGUCUGCUGCUCAGCGAGUGGAUCCUGGACUGAAGAUAAAGGCAUCAAUAGGCAUCAGGGUUGGCAAGAGAAAAUACUGGAAGGCACUCGCAUCAAGCGCACCAUUCAAGGACCGUUCUAUGUGGGACUGUCUGCAUGUGCUUCACACUGACAUUGUCAAGGUGUGGAACUUCCACGACCCUAAUGAUUACUUGUGUAACCCGGAGUUCAGGAUAUUGAUGGCGAACAUGGCCAAUGAGCUAGAUGUCGGACCCAUUGGUAAUGCCAACAAGAACCUCGCGUUUGGGCUGUCCAUUGUGGGUACUAUUGUGGGCAUCGUGUCCGCACUGGCCGGACCUGCUGCCCCCAUCGUAUUACCAAUAGUGGCGAUUCACGAGGUGGAUCAGCAGUCGAACAGUCUCGUAGAGCCAUCAAGCUUGCAAUCAAGUCCUACCACGACUCACCAACUAGGGGAAGGGUCCAUAAUCGGAUUUAGGAGUACGAGGCAAUUGACCAUUUUGGCACGCGCGGACCGCGAUUCAUUGGAUGAAUUCGUCAAGCUACUACAAUCAUAUAGCAUCAGUGCAGAGGAAAUGAUGGUUCUUCGGAGCAAACUUCCCGCUGUGGAUUUAUCUUCGGAUGAACCGUGGGACACGGCCGAGAAAUGGAUGUCGACGUGUCCUUACCCGUACUAUGUAAUUGGAGUUAUAGCUGUCUGUGCUACUGUAGUCUGCCCUGACGUUCUCUCUGAGAAGGUUUUCCUUGAAAUCAGUUUAUCCUCCCGGGACACGACUACUCCCAUGAGCCGGACUAGUCUAGCAGGCCACCGCAUACAUGGGAACAUCGACUCAUCGAGCUUGUCCCGCCGCGCGUUCCCUUCGAACGACUUGGCGAACCACGCGCCUUGCCUUGUUUGUUGCGAAAUGUCCGAAGAACUGGCCCGUCGUGGCAGUCCGGAAGGAUCAGUCUGUAUAUCUGGCCAGAGCCGAUUUGAUGCUAGCACGCGGAGUUCGCGGAAAUUAUUGAGAACAAGUGAGGGAGUUGUGGGCUACUGUGGGGUAGGGCAUGAGAGCCAGGAACCAGGUCGAUUUAAUAUACAACGGAUGCGAGUUGAUGAUCUCGCGUGGUAG